CCGCUGUCCCGCUGCUGCUCAUUCUGGUCAUACUGUUUUCUAUUGAUUUUGGAAAUUGUUAGCUUGCAGCAUUUGCUUGGAUUUGUAGCACAAUGAGUGGAUAUCGAGGCAUUGGCGGUGGGGGCUUCCCCUACCGCAAGCCAGCAAGUUCCGGCAACAACAUGAACGCCGUACCGCCGCCCCCGAUGCUGAAUGCCCGUGGCUAUUCUGGUUCCCGCGGAGGAUUUGGAGGAGCAAGCCGUGGCGGUGUCACCGGGAGCACUACAUCAACGUCCAAGCACGGCUACUCCACCUUGGACUCCAUCAGCCAGUACACCAAUGCCACCAAUCUGGUUGGCAAAAGGAAGCACCACACGGACGAUGACUAUUUCGAUGAUGACGAUGAGCCCCGGGAAAAGGAGAUAGAACAAGCCUAUAUACCGGCACCAGGAUCCCCGGGAGCUCCGCCAACGUCGGCCAAAAAGCAAGAGGAUUCCGAUUCGGAUGAGGAUCCCCUCGAGCAGUUCAUGGCGGGCAUCAACCAGCAGGUGGAGAAGGAGAAGCGUCAACAAGCACCUAAGCCGCCAACUCAGGCGGUGAGAGGUGACAUCGAUGACGAGGACGAUGAGGAGAGCUACUAUCGCUACAUGAAGGAGAAUCCCAAUGCUGGACUUCGCGACGAGGGAUCCGAUCAGGAAAUCGAAUACGAUGAGGAUGGCAAUCCCAUAGCCCCACCGAAGAAAAAGGACAUUGAUCCUCUGCCGCCCAUCUACCAUUCCGAAAUCGAGUACGAACCCUUCGAGAAGAACUUCUACACGCAGCAUGACGACAUAGCCGCCCUGGAUGAUGAGCAAGUCCGGGAAUUAAGGCGCACACUUGGCGUAAAGGUCACUGGUCCAUCACCACCCAAACCAGUCACGUCCUUCGGCCAUUUCGGCUUUGAUGAGCAACUCAUCAAGGCCGUGAGGAAAGCGGAGUAUACACAGCCCACACCCAUCCAGGCACAAGCAGUGCCCACCGCCCUGUCCGGCAGAGACAUCAUUGGCAUAGCCAAAACUGGUUCCGGUAAGACAGCAGCUUUCAUCUGGCCGAUGCUAAUGCAUGUGAUGGAUCAGAAACAGCUGAAGCCAGGCGACGGACCCAUAGGACUUAUCCUAGCACCUACACGCGAGCUUUCCCUGCAGAUCUACAACGAGGCCAAGAAGUUUGGCAAGGUCUACAACCUGAACGUGGUCUGCUGCUACGGCGGAGGCUCCAAAUGGGAGCAAAGUAAAGCUCUGGAACAGGGAGCGGAAAUUAUUGUGGCCACGCCAGGACGUAUGAUAGAUAUGGUCAAGAUGAAGGCCACCAAUCUGAGGAGGGUCACUUUCCUAGUGCUUGACGAGGCCGACCGUAUGUUCCACAUGGGCUUUGAGCCCCAGGUUCGCUCCAUCUGCAACCACGUGCGUCCAGAUCGUCAAUGCCUAAUGUUUUCGGCCACCUUUAAGAAGCGAAUUGAACGUCUGGCCAGAGAUGUGCUUUCCGAUCCCGUGAGAAUAGUGCAGGGAGACCUGAACGAGGCCAAUCAGGACAUUACACAGUCUGUGUACGUCUUCCCCAAUCCCCUGCAGAAAUGGAAUUGGCUGCUGUGCCAUCUGGUGAAGUUCCUUUCCGAAGGAAGUGUCCUGAUCUUUGUGACUAAAAAAGUAGAUGCUGAAACGGUGUCUAACAAUCUUUUAAUUAAGGAGUACAAUUGUCUUUUACUCCACGGCGAUAUGGACCAAGCGGACAGAAACAAGGUCAUCACUCAGUUUAAGAGAAAAGAGUGCGAUAUUCUAGUGGCCACCGACGUGGCAGCCAGAGGAUUGGAUAUACCCCAUAUUAGGAAUGUGGUAAACUACGACACAGCCAGGGACAUUGAAACCCACACGCACAGAAUUGGAAGAACGGGCAGAGCCGGUGAAAAGGGUAAUGCAUACACUCUAGUCACCGAUAAGGACAAGGAGUUCGCCGGACAUCUGGUGCGUAACUUGGAGGGAGCCGAUCAGCUGGUGCCCGACGAUCUGAUGGAGCUGGCCAUGAAGAGUUCCUGGUUCCGCAGCUCACGCUUCAAGCAGGGCAAAGGCAAGAGACCAACAAAUACCCACACAGGAUUGGGCUAUCGGGAGAAAGGAAAUGGAGGUGGUGGCUAUGGUUCGGCUGGUGGCUCGGAGUCCACUGCGAGUGUGUCUGCCCACAGUCCUUCCGACGGACCCUCUAGCAAAGCCUUUUCGAGCUCGGGACCAGCCACAGAUCGCUAUACAGCAAUGAGGGAGGCAUUCCGAUCCCAGUAUAACAAUCAGUUCCGUGCGUCCAGCGAUCGCACUUGGGAGAAAACUCUGCCGGAGUCGGGAGUUUUCGCUGCGCCAAUGGCACCGCCCUCAUCAUCAACACAGGGUGCUUCCGCCUCAUCGGCCAACAACAGCAGCAACCAGGAUGCCAAAAGAGCCAAGAAGAGUCGCUGGAAUUGAACGACGAGCCCAAUAAACUGAUGCUGCUAUUUGGUUUAUUUCUCUUCAUAUUAUUUAAUGUGUAUUUGCUUUUGUUCCAUCGUUUAAAAUUACAACUUAUGAACUAAAUUUAAACAUAUUAUAUAUAAUCAGAUAUAUACCAUGUUCAUUCAUAAAGAUUACGUUAGUUAAAUACUCGUAUGUACAACUCUCUUCCUUCGCAGCCAGUUCCAGCGAACGAUCCCACAGAUCCAAAUAAAAAUAUUCAUUAAUUGU
Molecule: messenger RNA, 2723 nt
Organism: Drosophila melanogaster (fruit fly)
Lineage: Eukaryota; Metazoa; Arthropoda; Insecta; Diptera; Drosophilidae
Exons: 1
Coding region: 93-2468 (791 amino acids)
Biological process (GO): regulation of gene expression
Cellular component (GO): nucleus; cytoplasm
Molecular function (GO): RNA helicase activity; nucleotide binding; ATP binding
Source: RefSeq, marked reviewed